AUGGGGCUCGAUGAGAAUGACACGCGGGGGUGGGUGAUGAGUGGUGUCUCUGGUGCUGCGUGUAUCAUCGGCGCCAGUAUUAUCUGUGUCGAUGUAAUCAUGCGCUCGUGUUGCGGCAUGAGGAAAUUCGAUAUUACAACAAAUUCAACCUUUUUAUCAUCAUCUAUGGGUCUGAGUGCUGGGGUAAUGGUGAGUUUUGCGCAAUUUCAAUAUCUAUCUCGUUCUGGCCUAUCUGGCUCUGCGGCAGCUUAUGUCUUAAUUGGCCUUUUUCUGGCCGGCGUUGUCGCCAUCAGUGUGUUCUCAAACAUCGUCCAUCGCUAUAUACCGUCCCAUAUCGUCGACUGCAAUCAUACGCAUGAACCAGUUGACGGCGAUAUCGAACAUGGAGAAGGUGGAAUUACACAUUCACAACACUGGCACCAGAGUACCAACAAUAAAACCCAUGAUGAAGAGGAGGACUCGGGCGAGAACAAUGAGCGCAGUCCUCUCAUCCGGAAGGCUUCUUCCCACCGGCACGCACAAUCCGCUCCAGCGCUUCACUCGCGAGCCACCUGUCAGAUCCCGCCAUCGCUAAUUGAAGUGUCAAUGCGUCAACGCUUAGGACGUCAAGUUCACAAGUUCUUCCGUGGCACGAAAGAGGUUUGCGAUGACAGCGGACCUUGCUAUGGCUUUUCUCAAACUUGCGGGACGGAAUGUCAGAAAGUAGUAGAUGCGAGAAACGUCUCUGCGCUGGUAACCCCGACGAAUCUCUCGAGUCAUCAAAGAAGGGAUCCUUCUUUAGCGACAAAUCCAGAUCAAAAUACGGGAGAGAAUGAGCCCGAAACUCCAUUAACUGCACGACGUAUUCCCUUGUUAUACCAGGAUAUUGGCGAAGGUCAUCGACCUGCCGACGAAGAACAAGCAUCUGAUUACUUCUCGCGGGACACGCAUGAACAAACCCCACUGCAGGAAAAUGGCGAGGAAGAAGAAUGGACGGUCAAUGGCAGUAAUCCACUUGGCUCGGAAGACACAUCGAAACCGUGGGGUCAGCAUUCAACCCAUUCUUCAGUGCAGCAACACCACCAUCACGUCCCUCAGAAUGCCUUUCUCUCGAUUGGUCUGCAGACCUCGUUGGCGAUUGCCCUACAUAAACUCCCGGAAGGUUUCAUUACCUACGCUACUAACCAUGCAAGCCCAACACUGGGCUUGACAGUCUUCCUUGCUCUCUUCAUUCACAAUAUUACAGACGGUUUCGCUCUAGCUUUACCCCUAUACCUAGCAAUCCGAUCAAGAACAAAGGCUAUUGUCUGGGCUAGCGUUUUAGGAGGAGUUAGUCAGCCAGCGGGCGCUGCACUGGCUGCUCUAUGGAUUUGGGCUACCACCCGAGGCAGAGACAAUUCCGGCACUGAAGGAACAUCUUGGGGUGUCUACGGCGGGAUGUUUGCUGUGACAGCAGGGAUCAUGACCUCGGUAGGUCUCCAACUGUUCAGCGAAGGUCUGUGCCUAACGCACAACCGAAACAUCUGCAUUGGUUCGGCUAUUGUUGGUAUGGGGUUACUGGGCGUUAGUUUUGCAUUGACGGCGUGA
Talaromyces proteolyticus is the source of this 1566-nucleotide messenger RNA. Its product is annotated as putative ZIP metal ion transporter. Gene Ontology annotation, biological process: zinc ion transmembrane transport. The coding region runs from base 1 to 1566 and encodes 521 amino acids. The transcript has 3 exons. Gene Ontology annotation, cellular component: membrane. The record is from RefSeq and is a predicted model, not a curated record. Lineage: Eukaryota; Fungi; Ascomycota; Eurotiomycetes; Eurotiales; Trichocomaceae. Gene Ontology annotation, molecular function: zinc ion transmembrane transporter activity.